This is a messenger RNA of Arabis nemorensis, 1767 nucleotides long. The record is from the annotation of a GenBank genome assembly. Lineage: Eukaryota; Viridiplantae; Streptophyta; Magnoliopsida; Brassicales; Brassicaceae.
AUGGAGCCUCCAAAGGGAUUUCUUGCUUCUUUGUUGCAAUUCUUAAUCUUCCUUCCUUAUUUCAUUGGACUACUGUUUCUGGGUGUCAUCAAAGGUAUCGUUUUAUGCCCGUUGGUAUGCCUCGUUUUGACCAUUGGCAACACCGCGGUUAUACUCGGUCUUUUGCCUGUUCACAUCGUUUGGACGUUCUAUUCAAUACUGAGCGCCAAACAAGUAGGACCGGUCUUGAAGCUCUUUCUAUGCUUAUGUCUUCCUGCAGCCAUCAUUCUCUGGCCAAUUCUUGGUAUUAUAGCUAGUGUUUUGGGAGGAGCUUUAUAUGGUUUCUUCUCCCCGAUUUUCGCCACCUUUGAUGCGGUUGGCGAAGGGAAAUCUUACCAGCUUUUCCAUUGCUUUUAUGAUGGAACUUGGAGCUCCAUCAAACGUAGCUUCACCGUUGUCCGCGAUUUUAAAGAUGUGUGCUUUCACUCUUACUUCUCACUCAUGGACGAGCUUAAACAAUGUUGCCCUGAUCGCAAAUAUUAUGAAAUAAGGCUACUUCAACUUCCAGGGACUUUGGUAGCUUUGUCUCUCGGGAUUCUUGUUGAUUUCCCGGUGAUCACACUUGUAGCCAUAUACAAAAGCCCUUACAUGCUGUUCAAAGGAUGGCACCGUUUGUUUCAUGAUCUAAUUGGACGGGAAGGUCCAUUCUUGGAGACAAUGUGUGUCCCCAUCGCAGGCCUUGCGAUCUUACUAUGGCCUUUGGCUGUCACGGGCGCAGUUAUUGGAUCAGUCGUCUCUAGUAUCUUUCUUGGUGCUUAUGCAGGAGUAGUCUCAUAUCAAGAAUCAUCUUUUUACUAUGGACUCUGCUUUGUAGUUGCCUCUGUGUCCAUUUACGACGAGUAUAGCAACGAUAUACUUGACAUGCCUGAAGGAUCUUGCUUUCCCAGACCAAAGUAUAGAAAAAAAGAGGAGGAAUCAACGCCUUUUUCAGGUCCUAUACCAAGACUAGGCUCUGUCAAGAACACGGCUUCAACAAGAUCAGGAUCGGUCAGAGUCCCUUUGAUUGAAAUUAAGCCUCUCGAACUUUUGGAAACUCUCUUUGUGGAAUGUAGGAAGUUUGGAGAAAUUUUGGGAACAGAAGGACUGAUAAAUUCGAAAGAUAUCGAAGAUGCGAGAUCUAGUAAAGGCAGCCAAGUGAUCAGCGUUGGUUUACCGGCGUAUUCACUCUUUUACGAGAUUAUACGCUCCGUGAAAGCCAAUUCCGUCGGCUUGUUACUCAGUGACGGUGUAACUGAAAUAACUAGCAAGAACCGACCGAAAGAUGCCUUCUUUGAUUGGUUUUUCCAUCCGUUUUUGAUUCUCAAGGAGCAACUGAAAGCUACAAACUUGUCCGAUGAAGAAGAAAAGUAUCUCGGAAGGUUGAUUUUGUUGUUUGGAGAUGCCGAGAGGGUAAAGAGUUUGAAUGCCAAUUCCGCUUCUCCUCCUUUGACCGAACGCAAAAGAGCCGAAUUUGAAGCCUUUGCUCGCAGAAUUCAAGGGCUAAUAAAUACGGUAUCAAGGUAUCCAACAUUUCGCCGACAUUUUGUGGAAUUAGUGAAGAAACUAUCGGAUGAUUUGGACCUGAAAGAUGGUGGUUCGGUUAAGGAAGGAUCGUUAACCGAAGCGCCAGCUCCAGUUAAGAUCAUUUCUCGGAUAUUCAGUCAGAGAUCAUUCAGAAGAAAAGGGAGUGUCAAUGGAUCCGAUCAAGAAUCGCGAAAGGGUGUCUCAAGGAAUGUAGAUAUCGUCUAA